UUAAAGCGCGACUUGUAAAUAACUAUAAUGAUAAUGAUUAUGCGUAGUGUGUACGGUCAAGGAAUUUGAUUUCAGUAUUGAUUUCAGACCUUGUCAUAGUAAUAAUAGUAUCAGUCCCGUAGCGACCGACUUUCAUAUUGAUCAUCACUGUGACAAGGCACUAAAUGGUACUCAAAUUAAAUUCUUUGACACUACCUAUCUACAAAAUAUCAGUGAUAAUGAUAAUGAAUUAAAUGACACAUUUGAUUUUAUCAACAAAAUACCUAGUGCUAAAUAUAAUUAUCAUUGAUAAAUAAUAAUCAUUAACGAUAUGAGAUUUUAACUUUGAAUCUCACAAUGACGUAAACAACUAUAGAAUAACAAAAAUAUCCACAGCUAACGUUUGUAUUUAAAUUACUUGGAUUCCUUAAGCAUAAAGUUACCAAUAGAUCGAAGUAGCAAUUCGUUUAAUCCUAAAGAGUUAGAUUAGUUUUACUUACACCUUAUAAAAAAAAACAAAUAGAGCAGAUAGAUAAGUCACUACUUAUCUUGUACGUGUAACAAUUAUCGACAGCAUUAAUUGUAUAAUUUAUAUCGCAACAAUUAGUUAUAUUUCAUGAUAACUGAUCAACAAUCAUAACAUCAGAACCAAUUGAAAGGGAAAGUCGUGUGAAAUAAAUAUACAAUGGCAGAAGCGGUGGAACAAUUGCAGAUAUUUCUUCAAAAUAUCGCCAAAAAAGAGAAUUAUCUACACAGUAAGAUUGACAUCAAACCAAUCUCUUCUGAAGGAGCCAACUACACCGCAGAUUUAUACCUAGUCACAAUUUCAGAACCUCUAAAGCCGGAUAUACAUAUUUUUGCUAAAACCGCCAGUUUAAAUGAGGAUGCAAGAAAAAACAAUGAAUUUCUAUCCAGAGUAUACGAAACAGAAGCACUUUUUUACUCUGAAUUGGCCGUAAACUUUGAAAGACUUUACAAUAAGUGCCAAGUACCUAUAGAAAACAGGUUGUAUAUACCCAAAUAUUACGGGCAUUUAUUAGUCCCUUACCAGGAGAUUCUAGUUCUGGAAAAUCUUGAGGCAAAAGGAUUUAAGAGUUUUGAUAGAAUGAAAACUUUCAAUUGGGAUUAUGCAUCAACUGCUGUUACGCAGAUGGCUAAAUUUCAUGCUCUUGGAUUAGCAUUGCGUAAUGAAAAUCCUCAUGAGUACACAAGAUUAGUCAGCAAUUUUAAAUUUGAUGUAUCCGAGAACCAAGAGAUGAUGAACUCGCUUUUAAAAUUGGCCAUUGAGAAUGGAUGUGAAGGCUUGAAGAGUGAUCAUAAAGAACGACUGCAAAAGUAUUUCGCCUCAACGGAGAAUAUAGCGACGUUGAUAACAACGAUGACGAAAGACGAAACAUUUUUGAUUCAUGGAGAUUUUAGACCAAGCAAUUUGAUGCACAGGCGUCGCAACGGAAAGCUGGAAAUAGUCCCUAUAGACUACCAAACCCUGGGACGUGGCAACCCAGUAGGUGACCUGAUGCAUUUAGUAUUCUCUGGCUCUGAUGAGGAGUUCCGUCGUCUCCACUACCAACGGCUCAUGGAUAACUAUUUCACGCAGCUGACCUUGGCGUUGCAGCAACUUAAUGUGGAUGUAGAGAAGAUGUAUCCUAGGGAAACCUUUGAUGCAGACCUGAUUAAGUUCAGACCCGUGGGUCUGUACAUGAGUCUGAUAAUGGCGGGCGUGGUAACAGUGGCCCCAGAAGAAGCGCCCAAGCUGGAUGGAGACCUAACCACAUUGCAUGUCAAGCCCAACCAACUCGCUUUGGAUCGCAUAAAUGGUAUCGUUAAAGACUACGUUCGAUGGGGAGUUUUGUAACGAAUUCUAAAUAAAUUUAAUGGGGAUUUAAGGCAAAAGAAAAUUAAGGAUAGUUACAAUUAGGUUUUUCUGCUUCUGUAGAUUUCUAAUUUCAAAUCUCUGGCCUAAAGUUGGUAAUGACUUUAGAUUACUAGAAGUUUCAUCUGGUUGCUGGAGUAAUUUUAAAUCAAUAUCAAUACGUUCAAUUUUUUUAUUGAAAUAGGUUUUGCCAACAUUCUUAUAGUAACUUUGGAAUUUAGGACAAUGUGGCAUUAAGAAUGUCGAGUUAUGAUUUUUUUUAAUAAUCUGCUUUUAUUUCUGCAAUUGCGGUUUUUGAAUGAAAUUGAUUUUUUGUUUCUGCUCCAUACAUUUAAAAAAAAAACAUAACUCUACACUCUGAAUGCCAAAUUGUCCCAAAUUCAAAACGCCGGAUUUCAGUCGACAGUGCGACGUCGUGUCGUAAAAGUCUACGACAUUAACCGUAAAACACGAAGUCGUGGUACGAUGCACGGCACGACAUCGUGUGGUCAAAACCAACGUCCGCCGGCCAGUAUCAGUAAUUCUUCAAUACUUGGUACUUAUACUUAUUCCAAAGAAAAUAAUGAAACUUUUUGGUAUCACUUUUCAGGACACUAUACCCCUCCUUUGUCCCUCCCCUUGAUGUGAUUUCCAUCAUUCAUGAAUCAUGAUACAAAUAAAUGGAUGGACCCAGUA
Cydia pomonella (codling moth) is the source of this 2527-nucleotide messenger RNA. RefSeq lists its product as uncharacterized. The transcript has a single exon. Bases 665 to 1834 code for a protein of 389 amino acids. NCBI's taxonomy places the organism in Eukaryota, Metazoa, Arthropoda, Insecta, Lepidoptera, Tortricidae. The record is from RefSeq and is a predicted model, not a curated record.